Molecule: messenger RNA, 639 nt
Organism: Strongylus vulgaris
Lineage: Eukaryota; Metazoa; Nematoda; Chromadorea; Rhabditida; Strongylidae
Source: the annotation of a GenBank genome assembly
AAAAACAACUAUUCCAACUACCCAUCUGACUUGCAUGUACUGUUCACGAUGAUACCCGAGUACAAGCAACUUCUUGAAGAGAACAUAUCCACUCUCUACAAAAUUUUACCGCCGCAGCAGGUUACGAAAGAUUCUGCACAAAUGUCGUGCACUAAAAAAGAAACUGGCUGUUGUGAAGUAACAGAAAGAGAUCCAGAGAUCGAGUCAAAGGAGGACCUUAAGGAGACACAGCCUAGCCCAUGCAUUACAGAAGCAGUUGCUCCAACUUCAAAAAAGGAAAUGAGCGUGGAUGAGAUUUCUCCCUGUUCUUCGAGACCGCCGAGCGAUAUUGUUCCUCAAUCUCCUGAAGCUACUGAUGAUGAAAAUGAAAUGGAAAUCACUCUGCAUGCAAAUUUUGAAUCUUUUCCAAAGGAACUCGACGCACGUAAUGCACAGUCUUCAAGUGCAAUUGCAAAUGGUUUAUCUCACAUGGUUUUAAGUGUCUCACGAAUGAGCUGCAUCGAAGAUGAAGGUCUGGUGCGCGAUUUUCUGUCAAUGUUUCCAAAUGUUCAAUUUAGUGAGGAAGUUAAUUCCGAAUCAACUCAUCUGGUCAUGAUGAAUUCGCGUAGCGAAUUUCAUAAGGAACGCGUACUCAUGUAA